AUGUCCAAGCCAUCACGUCUGCUUCAACAGAGUGUGAAGGGAUUUUCUUUGGUUUAUGGAUCACUUUCAGCAGACACCAGACAGGAUAUCUUCAAUCACUUCAUUAAGAUAUACUUAAGCAAGAAGGCAUCUUCUAAUGAUUCAAUGUUAAUGUGUGGCAAAAAUGAAACUUUUCAAACUUUCGUUGACAACUAUUUAAUGGCUUUUUCUGCCAUUCUGGAUUCAGAAAAGCUGGUGUCACUGAUUCAAUCUGGGCUGCUCUCACAGAAACUAAACACGUUGCUACCAAAUGAGCUGUUACGCUAUCUCAACCAAGACACAAGCAGUAUUCACUGGGAAAUUAUAUUGUCACACUACACUGAAAUCAGUAACUUGUCAGUAUUAAUGGACCUUUUGAAGACAGUCAACAUGAGCUCCGCAACCACAGAGGCUGUAUUGAGGGCUGUGUGGCCAACAUUCCUGAAUUCUUUGGAGUCUCUCAGUGGAUCAGAACUAGAUACAUGGCUUAGCAAACGAUUCUCUGACUAUCUGCACCUAAUAUCUAAGAAACUCCUGAAUGUUGAGGUGGUUCUCAACGCAAGCUGCAGUUUCUACAAGAAUCUGGUCAACGCCUUGUCCAUACACUAUUGGAAUUAUACCACCAGCACUCAUCAAGAUAUCUACAGUGUCUUCAAGACAUAUCUACUGCGUUCAGAUACAAAGCCAAGGUGUUAUGUGAGCUCUGAUGAAGGUGCCGCUUCCUGGAUUUUCACCUACCUCGGAGACUAUUUGACCCAUAGCACGCCUGAGGACCUAAGAUUAUUUACUAAUAAUGUGACUCUGCUUCAAGAUUUUUCAGUGGAUCAGACCUGCUUGGCUUUGAUAGAACGUUUGAACCUUUCUGAAGAGCUAAAGAUAUUCUUCUCAGAAUUAAUAGCAUCGAAAGAUCCAUCUAUAUCGUUAACAAAAGUUCCCAGAAAAAUUUUAUGUUACAUAAUUGGUAAACUAAACAUCGGCUCAGUCGGUGAAAGUCAGGCUUUGGCAACAGCAAAUAUCCUAAAGAACUGUAGUAUAUCCAACAUCACCCUAGGAAAUGAUGUUUUGGCAUCUCUGCUUUCUUCAGUGAGUACAUUCACAGCAGAGACCCUGGGGACGCUCGGUUCAUUAGCUGGUGCACUGUCACCCACUGCAAUAAUAGAGAAAACCACUGGGAGCGCUCUGCAGCAGAGUUUACCAACCUUGUCCAAGAUUGAGACCUGGAGCGUUGCUCAAGCGUCUUCUGUGGUCAAGAAGAUAACAGAAGUCGGAUUUACGAUUAAUGCCACUUCUCUAGGAUCUCUCGGUAGUUUGGUGAUUGGUCUUGAGGCCAAUACAAUGGACAAUCUAACAAGUGCAGACAUUUCAGCUCUGGCUAAUAACACGAGAUUUGUUAGUUACAUGGAGCAGGCAACAACGACAUUAAGACAGAGAUUUGUGCAACAGGUGAUACAGGUUGCUUUGGCCUCCAAAAAAAACAUAUUCCAGGUGGUACCUGCUAACCUGGCAAGUGAAAUCCCUGUAUCGAGGUUAAUCAUGUCCAUCAACAACGUGCAAGAACUUGGCCAGAUGAAAUGGACAACCAGCCAGGCUCAAGUUUUUUUCCAGAAAGUAAUGGAUAAUGUUACAGACUACUCCAACCUCUCCGUCAACAUCCUACAAGGAUUCACCUGCGGCGCUACUAAUAGUUUAAACAACAGUCAGUUUCAGAGUCUCAUAAAAUCCAUGAAAAAUGUGACAUUACAAAGCAGCCAGCUAAGCUGCGCCACAAAGCGACUCACAAACACAGAUGUUUCAACAGACUUUAAAAGUUAUCCAAGUGAUGUCCUUCUCUUCAUUGGUUCCAGUUCCAACACAUUUUUACCAGAUUGUAAGGAUUAUUUCAGUCUUCUGGGAAAGUCUAAUAUUGACCUGCUGCCAAGAACAUCUCCAAUACGUACAACCCAUCUCACCAAUGCAAAGACCUGUCUGAAAAUUUCCGGCACGCUUACUAAGGACAAUUUGGAGACUUUGGGCUUCCUGGCCUGUGAUCUGACAGCAUCUGAAAUCAUUGCAGCAGACCCCUAUAUAUUAACGGUUCUGAGGUCCUGCUCCUCCUUUACCGACUUGCAAAAACCAGCCAUAAACAGCAAGAUUAUUAACAUAAAUGGGAACCCAGGCAACUGGACAAUCUCCACCUUGAAAGAAAUUGGAAAUCUUGCUAGUAUCCUGAGUACCUCUACUCUCCAGCAGCUCCCCAUGGCUUUGAAGAUAGAAUUCUUCCCGAAUUUCCUGGGCAACAUUAAAAUUAAAUAUAAGACGUCGUUCUCGUAUAUCAUGAAACAGCUGAAGGAGUCGCCGAUUAGCACACGAGCACUGCCAUCUUGUACCAACCUCACUACAGACAUAAUAGUCAAACAAAAAGAUUUCAUCGCCGUCAGCUACCCAAGCAGUGCCUUGGAGACCUGUCUGGACGCCAGCGUAAUGGUCGAUAACCUGGACACUCUUGGAUCACUGGCUUUUGAUGACAGCCAGCUUCUUGUAUUGAGGAAAAAACUGGAUGUGGCGUUCACUAAUGGUAUCCCAGAGGAUUAUCUCCUCCAGCUCGGUAAUAUCGCUAGGAUGUAUAGCACUGAUGAAAUUGCCAAGUGGAACAUUACAAGACUCCAGACCUUAUCAUCUCUGAUCGAAAAGGGGUCCUGGGAAAGUAACGAUACAAAGGUCAAUGCUUUGGUCUCUCGUUACCUACAACAACCUAGGGCCAGUUUAGAUGGUACCACUCUAACCAUCCUGGCACCAAAGGUCUGCAGCUUAAGUGGGGACAACAUUGGAAGAAUUAGCAGUGAUGCUAUAGGAAGCAGCACGGUGCCAAUGGAUACAUCCACCUGUUCUCAAACCAACAAGAAUAUCUUAUUUAGCAAACUCAAAUCUGCCUACCAAUCAUUUGCUGACUCCAAAUAUGCCUACUACCUGCUUCUUCAGCCUGCUAUAGGUGGGGCGAGGGCUGCUGAUUUAAUUCAGUUGUCAAAGGAUUCCCCGAACAUGGAUAUCAAUGUAUUUGCCGGGCUGAAUCCAGAGGAAGUGAAGAAUCUGGCUGCCAGCACUAUAAAAGACCUCCUAGGACAGAACGUGGCUGACCUGAGCUCAAUAGCCAGCAGCGAUCUCAUUAAAGGCUGGGUCGCGAUGAACACACAGACCGCGGUCAACCUCUUGGGCCUCAACCUACCGGCCGGAGUAAAAGAACCCACUCCAAAUGGCUUCAUUGUUCUCGAUCUAGCAACUCAACCGUCAGGAGCCGCACCGUGUCAUAUUUCAUCCAUUCUACUGUUUAGCACAGCGGCCUUCGUGGUUCAAAUGAUCAGUCCUUUCUUAUAAUCGCUCGUCCUAUUCGCACAUCAACGCACAUAUCUGCAAAUAUCCUACAAAUCUUGUCUUCCAACGGCAGCGAAGUACUUCAGUGAUCGAGACUUCAUGAAAAGUCUAUGAAGGCACUGAUGUUUACGAAGACAAAAUUCAGCAUUGUUGUGAGUGCAGAUAAACUUCCGACCAUUUCGGGGGGUUUUAGCCAAAUAUUUUCAUUCCUUACACCACAAUACCUCAAUAACAAAAA
Messenger RNA from Spea bombifrons (plains spadefoot toad), 3604 nucleotides. Its product is annotated as mesothelin-like. Gene Ontology annotation, biological process: cell-matrix adhesion. The transcript is spliced from 26 exons. Gene Ontology annotation, cellular component: cell surface. Lineage: Eukaryota; Metazoa; Chordata; Amphibia; Anura; Pelobatidae. The record is from RefSeq and is a predicted model, not a curated record. The coding region runs from base 1 to 3369 and encodes 1122 amino acids.